UAAGGUGGCUAAACAGCCCAAAUUCUAAGUAGAGGUCUUUCCACAAAUGCAAUUUGAAUUGCAAAAAUGGGAAUUAUUUCUGUAAUUUGACAAAUGGGAACUUAUUGCUUGUGUUCAACCCUCUUUAGAUUUCCAGUAGAUUAUCCAGAGUGGUUGGUCACCCAUAGCCAUGGCCAUGGUUGCUUACUUAGUGGUCGCAAACGACUACAAGCAGUUGCCACAAGUACUGUCAGUGUCGAUGUUUCUCAGGACAGACGGACAUGCGUUUUUUCUGCUACGAAGGCGCGGAAGCCAAUAACUGCGGCGAUACUGGCCGCAAUUGCAGCAUGUGCUGUGAUUGUGGCGGUGAAUGGGGCGGAGGCGUUGGCGGUGCCGGCGCAGAUUGAAACGCAGCAGGAAAUACUUGGAGAGACAUUUUCGAAUGUACCGCAAACGCUGUCUGGCGAUUGUGUUGAUGGUCAGAAGGAUUGCAAGAAGGCGAGGAUUCAAAGACCCAAGUCAAGGCAAGCAGAGAUUUGCACUGUCAAAUGUGUCAAUACUUGUAUUCGUGGUGACACUGGUGAAGGUCCUCUCAACGUUAGAAGGCCUCUGGUGGUGUUUAAGCAAGGGUUUCGCAGUCGCCAAUACUGUUUGGUGGAAUGCUCUGAUAUAUGUAAUUUGAUGAAAGAUGGUGAAGAUGGACCAUAGGGCUGUACAUUCAAUCUUAUUUUUAGGUUAAAUUCUUUAUCUGAGCCUACGAAAUUUCCAGGUGCUCUUUCAUAUCAUUAAAGCUUUGAUUAGGUUGUAUAUUCUCUAUGCAGAAAUUUGACAGGCUUUUAUGUAUAUACACCUGCUUUUUCUUUCACCUUCCUGAUGAGGUAGGCGCCAAUAUUCUUUAUGAUAUUUGAGAAAAAAAUAUUUACGCUUGUAUUGUGAAGUGAGAAAUGGAAAUUGGUUAAAAUACUAGCACAUUGGUACUGCUGGUUCCUAUAUUGUCAGGUAACACUUUGGUGGUAGUGCAGAAAGGAAGGGAAACUGAAGAAGAAUUUGAAAGCAAAGAGUGUCCCUUUCUCUCAUGUUCUUUAGAAAAAGUAGGAGGAAAUGUCCCUUUUUUCUUCUUCUGGGAAAUAAGUUUGUUGUCACUGGGUCUUUCGGAAACGGCCUCUCUACCUGCUUGAUGUAUGGUAAAGGUUCGUGUACAUUCUAUCCUCCCCAUACCCCACCUGUGGGAUUUCACCGAGUAUGGUGUUGUAAAAUGAGUUUCUCGUCUGUUUUGAGUAUCUUAUGUCCCCCUAAAAUUCUGUUAUUUCUUUUCUAUGCUUAAUCGGUAUGUUUUUAUUGAUGCUUUUAGUAAGAGAAGCUUUUACAGGUGGUUGUGUUUAA
Molecule: messenger RNA, 1362 nt
Organism: Solanum stenotomum
Lineage: Eukaryota; Viridiplantae; Streptophyta; Magnoliopsida; Solanales; Solanaceae
Exons: 3
Coding region: 94-687 (197 amino acids)
Source: RefSeq, a predicted model, not a curated record